Trichoderma gamsii is the source of this 1350-nucleotide messenger RNA. RefSeq lists its product as hypothetical. The transcript is spliced from 4 exons. The coding region runs from base 1 to 1350 and encodes 449 amino acids. The record is from RefSeq and is a predicted model, not a curated record. Gene Ontology annotation, molecular function: DNA-binding transcription factor activity, RNA polymerase II-specific; zinc ion binding. NCBI's taxonomy places the organism in Eukaryota, Fungi, Ascomycota, Sordariomycetes, Hypocreales, Hypocreaceae. Gene Ontology annotation, biological process: regulation of transcription by RNA polymerase II.
AUGACGACGGUUAAGCCAGUGCUUCGCAGAAGCCACACGAAAUCAAAGUUUGGCUGCCAGGCGUGUAAGCAGCGGCACGUCAAAUGUGACGAAUAUCGCCCAACCUGUCACAGAUGUCUUUCUUCCAAAAUACCGUGUAAAUAUCCUGAUCAGCCUCCAGAGGAAGAGCCUGAACAGGAGACUCCUUCGCUCUGGUGGCCGGAAGACAUUGAAAAUGCAUGCAUAGAAUGGAAAGAAACGGGACAACCGCCAUUCAUGUCUCUAGCUCCUUCACUGAGCUGGCACAAUAUGGAUAUGAAGGACUUGCGGUAUAUCUACAAAAUGGCUUUGGUCGCGAAUAUUCUCGAGCUGAGCAAUACGAACGAUAUCUGCCUUUUAUGGGGUGAAAUGGGCGUGCUAUUUCAACUCGCAACACAAUUCGACUUUGUUGCGCAUACCUUGGCCGCGACGUCAGCACAACGACUUGCAGUAACUACAAAAUCACACGAGGCCUCCUUAGACGCGUUCCACUACCGGAAGCAGGCCCUUCAUGGACUGUAUCGGGCCAUGGGCAGCUUUUCCAAAGAAAAUGCUGAUGCGAUCUUGGCGGCUUCUCUGGGAUGUUCAUACAUAAUGUCGGACUCGCGCUCCUUAAUGACCCUUGCGGGAAACAUCUCCACUGUAAGCCUCGAGAGCAUCGUCCUGUCUACAACACCGCUCACAAUAGAGCAGGUGGCGAAUCGAAUGAAGCCUUGGCUGGAGCGGUCAGCCUUCCACAGGAUCUUCACAUAUGAGCUUCCUGACCCCGAGAACGAAGAACAGGCAGCGGCAACGCCUCCGGAGACUGGGGAUGUCGAGCACCGCUUCGCCAUUGUCAAGAAACUCCUAGCUGAAGGAGUCAACUCUGUGAACGGAUUGGCAUUCUGUUUCCAAGGCGAUCGAGAUCUCUCUGCAGUACUUCGGCAGCUCAGAGACGUGAUGCGUCUUGUCCAUGAACGACUCGGCUCCGACAUUACUGCAGAAGACCAGUAUCGAUUAAUAUAUCCCUUCACGGCAUGGUUCGUGAAGAGCCCGGCCGCAUCGUUUGUGUCUCUCAGCAAGAAGAGCCCCUACAUGCUGGUCUUCCUACUGCACAUGUAUGCAGUGGUUGUCGCGCUUACAACAGCGCUCCCAAGGAUCGACGUUCCUUUAUUCGCAAAAUAUCGUUUGAGGGCAAUACUCCAAAUCUGCAGCAUUCUGAAAGACGAUCCUGGUUUUUUAUGCCAGCGAUGUAAUGGCCUUCACGCAUACCAAGAGAUUAUGUCCUUUCCCCUGCAUAGCGUGUCUGCGUAUCAGCAACUUGGACGAGAGAAAGAGGUUCCUGGAGCAUAG